AUGGCCAAAACCCUGAAUGGGACGUAUACUGGCGCCCACCUCCCUGUCUGGUCACAAGAUGUUUUCCUCGGCAUGCCAUAUGCGCAGCCUCCCCUGGGCGACCUGCGGUUCCGCCGGCCACAGAGCAUAAACACCUCCUUCGCCUCCGAAGGGGUGCGCAAUGCCACGUCGUACGGGUACAGCUGCAUGCAGUACGGUUACAACUAUUCCCCAGGCUUAUCAGAGGAUUGUCUCACCAUCAACGUGGUGCGGCCGGCGGGUGUUGUGUCCGAGAAGAAGCUUCUCCCAGUAUUAGUGUGGAUCUACGGAGGCGGCCUCUACUGGGGCAGCUCGGCGGAUCCGCAGUAUAACCUCUCUGGGGUGGUCAAGCUGAGCCAGGAAAUAGGAGAGCCCGUGUUGGCGGUUAGCUUCAAUUACCGCCUGGGCAUGUGGGGGUUUUUGCAGACGCCGCAGGUUCUGGCGGAGGGGUCUAGCAAUGCUGGAUUAUUGGACCAACACCUAGCCCUCCAAUGGAUUCAAGAAAACAUCGCCUCCUUUGGUGGCGACCCCUCCCAAGUAACCAUCUGGGGCGAAAGCGCCGGCGCCCAAAGCAUAGCUUACCACCUCUUCAGCCACGACGGCCGCGAUGACGGGCUGUUCCGCGGUGCUAUCAUGGAGAGUGGUGGACCCACAGGAUGCCAGGUCGAGCCGCUGUCGUGGUACAAUUCCGCCGUCGAGAACCUCACGCGGGCAGUGAACUGCUGGGGGGUCGGAGUUCCUGAUCAACUCGCUUGCCUCCGGUCCGUUGACGCGGAUACGUUGUAUGCUGCGCAUCCGAGCGUAGUCUGGAAUCCGCUCCUCGACGGGGACUUUCUGACGGGAUAUCCGAGCCAGCUGAUGCAAGAGGGGAAGUUCAUCAAAGUCCCCAUUAUCACGGGCGCGAAUACGGACGAGAUGUUUGCCUUGUCGGGAAAACUAGACACAGAGGAGGAUAUCCUAAAUAAUAUCCUAUACUGGCGCUCCUACGGCCUGACCCCGGACACGGUCAGGCAGCUACUGGAGCUGUACCCCCACAACCCUUGCUACGCACCCCCCUACGCUAUCACAAACUGCAGCCUCGGCCCAUCUGCCGCAUCGAAGGGGGUACAGUGGCGGCGGGGGGCGGCGAUGGGGUCGGAUCUGGUCAUGGUGGCGCAGCGGAGGAGGAUGGCGGAGUUGAUGACGGAUGCGGGUGUCUCGGCAUGGAGUUAUCGAUUUGAUCAGAGGAUCUGGAAUGGGAAUGAGUGGGAUGGGGUCAAGCAUUUUCAAAAUGUGGCGUUUAGUUUUCAGAAUAUUUCGGGGUUGUUGGGGCCCAGUCCAGAGUAUGAAGGGCAUCUGGAUUUGGCGAGGGGGGUCGGGGCGGCAUAUGCGAGGUUUGUGAGGUAUUUGGAUCCGAAUGGGAGGGGCGCGGGAGGAGCAAAUACGACGCAUGGAACGAAUGAGACGGUUGGGGAGGGAUUGUUGCCUGAGUGGCCGGUGUAUAGUCUGGAGAGGCCGAGGAAUAUCGUGCUUAAUGCUACGAGGAGCUGGGUCGAGGAGGAUACAUUUAGGAAAGAGGGGAUUGCAUAUAUAAAUACGCCUGAGGUGAGUAAAGAGCUACUUGGAUAG
Messenger RNA from Pseudomassariella vexata, 1626 nucleotides. RefSeq names its product lipase. The record is from RefSeq and is a predicted model, not a curated record. NCBI's taxonomy places the organism in Eukaryota, Fungi, Ascomycota, Sordariomycetes, Amphisphaeriales, Pseudomassariaceae. Bases 1 to 1626 code for a protein of 541 amino acids. The transcript is spliced from 2 exons.